UUCAAAGUGGAAACACUGUAGAAAAAUUACAUCCCCUUGCAAACCUAAAAAAAAAGGGAAUGUCUUUUCGAGCCAUUGCUUCUAAGCGAAUACUUGUCACACAGCGCUGUUUAUGUCGUCAGUCAUCUAGCUUUACUGGUUCCAAGAAUUCACUUGAAAAGAUACAAACAGAUCUCAAGAGUCAAUUAGACCAGUAUAUCAACAAACUUCAUAAAGCCUCAGACAAGUUUAAGCAGCUGACAAGUGAGGUGAAUAAUUCCAAACAAGCUUUACAAAAAGCAAGUCGCGUAUUAAAUGAGCUGACAGGAUAUAAUCAUAUUGAAACAGUAAAGGAAAAGGUGACUCGACAAGCUGCAUUAUUUGAAUCAACUCGUGAUGAGGUACAAGUAGCCAAAAGAGAAUACGAACAAGCAAUCGAAACACGCUCGAGCACACAGCGAAGUAUCAAUGAGCUACUACAACGGAAACAUCUUUGGACAGCAGACGACGUGACCAAGUUUACAGAACUCUAUAGACUCGAGCAUGCACAUACCCAAGCAGAGAUGACAGCCAAAGAAAGAUAUCAGACAUGUGAAAAGCAAAUGGAUAGGGAAUAUAUGGAGCUAGCACGAUCCAUCAUGGAGAGGUAUCACGAAGAACAGCUUUGGAGUGACAAGAUCAGAAGCGCAAGUACGUACGGUACUUGGGCACUUAUGGGCGUCAACUUGCUUCUCUUUGUUGCUGUUCAAACAGUGUUUGAGCCAAGGAAACGAAAGAGAUUAACAGAUCGUUUCGAGGAAUUAUUGGUGGCCAAAGUGAAUGAGGAGGAAGAAAAGUUCAAACAUGUGUUUGAAUCUCUAGACGAAAAGGAUCGAUUGCUUGUACAGCAACAGAUUGCCCUCAUGGAGGCAGUCAACGGGUUAACUGAGCACCCCUUAUUUGAUCAAGCGACCCUAGAUGCUCUUAAACAGACCAACAAUAGUACAAACAAUCCGAUCGAAUCGCCUGAAACUAAUAAAGUCACCCCUCAUCAGACACCCCUUCUAGAUGACGACAAUUUAAUCAGAGCUAUCCUUUUACCUAUUGAAAAUCAGGUUGAUGACAAGGAUCAUUCAUACCUUUGGCAAUCUGUGCAAAGCGCGAUCGCGGGCGGUCUUGUCACAGCUAUCGCCAUUUACUUUUUAAAUCAAUAAAAUAAUAUAUAAUCAUGACG
Rhizopus microsporus ATCC 52813 is the source of this 1192-nucleotide messenger RNA. RefSeq lists its product as uncharacterized. The transcript is spliced from 2 exons. Gene Ontology annotation, cellular component: mitochondrial inner membrane. Bases 60 to 1172 code for a protein of 370 amino acids. Gene Ontology annotation, biological process: inner mitochondrial membrane organization. Lineage: Eukaryota; Fungi; Mucoromycota; Mucoromycetes; Mucorales; Rhizopodaceae. The record is from RefSeq and is a predicted model, not a curated record.